This is a messenger RNA of Ostrea edulis (European flat oyster), 8447 nucleotides long. RefSeq names its product adhesion G protein-coupled receptor A3-like. The transcript is spliced from 17 exons. Bases 536 to 5368 code for a protein of 1610 amino acids. The record is from RefSeq and is a predicted model, not a curated record. NCBI's taxonomy places the organism in Eukaryota, Metazoa, Mollusca, Bivalvia, Ostreida, Ostreidae. Gene Ontology annotation, molecular function: G protein-coupled receptor activity; protein binding. Gene Ontology annotation, cellular component: plasma membrane. Gene Ontology annotation, biological process: cell surface receptor signaling pathway; G protein-coupled receptor signaling pathway.
GUCACAAUCAAUGUUAAAAAAGAAAAACCAAGAUGGCCUACGCAGCUGAAGGGUGUUUGUGCAGGGAUUAAGAAUUGUUGAUAUUCUGGAUGUUCUUUACCUUUGAUUGAAAGUCUGUGACAUAUCAGAAAGAAAACAAACAUAGGAAUUUAUCCUCUUUAAACGAUUUUCAGAUUUAUAACUCAGGUGUUAUAUGUUUGGUGUUUUAAUCCAAAGAUGAAAAACAACACUCGUUAGUCGAUGCAGCAAAAAGCUAGAGGCUGUGUCUGAUGAUAUUUUGUGCGGAAUGCCUCCGCUGGAGAGAUAAGCUUUGUAGCUUGUGAUUUGUGUACGUAAUGUUAGCAUCCUUACUGGAGAUUUAUCAGUCAUAAUGAAAUAUACAUACAGUUAAAAACAAAUCGAGUUUCAAUGUCUGGAAGACACGUGCAUGGAUAAAAUUUUCUGCUCCCUUUGCAUUAGGCCUACUACAUGGAACGUCUUGUUAUGGUGAUGAUUCGAGUGUGAUUACGUUGGGGAAUGAAAUUGAGCCAGAAGAAUGUGGCAUGGUGCUAAACAACCAUUGUGGAUUAAUCGCCUGGCUGGAGUCCUAUUACUGUGUCUUCUGUCAUCAGCUUUCCUCAUUGAGGCCUGCCCCCCUGGAUGCACUUGUACAACAAGAAAACCCAGGGAUGGGGCCAAAGGAAGUAAAAUUGUUUCCCCAGACUCCAGAGGUCGGUCCAAAAGUGACAGCCCUCAGGUUGCAGGCAGGGGGAGGAAAGUAGUGUGUGCAGGAAGUUUGUCCGUCAUCACGUCUGUGGCCAUGAUCAGCAGUUUACCCCUAGACACAGUCAUUCUGGACUUGAGCAGAAAUGACAUCACCAUUCUGGAGGAGGGCGGCUUCAACAGAGUGUCAUCUCUUCAAAAAUUGGACCUCAGCUACAACAAAAUUACCAUCAUAAUGAAAGGUGCUUUCCUUGGCUUAAAAGAAUUAGUGAAAAUAGACCUCUCACACAACAAGAUAGGAAGCAUUACCAGUUCCAUGUUUGAAGGUCUAACCAAGUUAGAAAAACUGAAUUUCUCCAAUAAUCGAAUUAACACUAUCCCAGAUGGAACUUUCAACAAUCUGCAUGCACUCAAGAAAAUUGAUUUCCAGUCAGAGUAUCUGAGGUGUGACUGCCACCUGCAGUGGAUCGUGAAGUGGUCUCGGGACAAAAAUGUCAGGAUCCAACAAUCAACCACCUGUGGUGUGCCUAAAGACCUCAAAGGAGUAUCCCUCAGGAGCCUCAAGAAAAAGGACUUGCACUGUGAUCGACCUUUAGAAUUACCAGAGUUUGAGAUCCUUCCUAACAAGAGCCAGGUGGUGUUUGAGGGGGACAAAAUACCUUUGAUCUGUCGUGCCUCAAUCAUCAAUAAGGAGACCCGCAUGGCGUGGCUGCGUCGAGGGGAAGUUGUGUCAACAAAUCGCAGUUUGGGGAUCUUUGUCAUUACAGAGAAAACACCAGAUAAGUCUACCAUGAUCCACACUCUGAUGUUGAAGGAUUUGACGGAGGGAGACUCGGGCGUGUGGCAGUGUAUGGUGACCACCCCCCAGGGAAAUGUCUCAACUAACAUCAACAUCCUGGUCAUAUCCAACAGCGCAGCAACAUGUCCCUCCAAAACUUCCAAGACAAAGAAGGGCGUGUACAAAUGGCCACGCACGGUGGUGGGGGUCAUCAGUGAACAGCCCUGUAAGAGGGGGAAGGGCCGGGCCACCCACCGCUGUGGUGAGAACAGCAUGUGGGAGGAGUUGAAGGUGGACCGCUGUGAAUACCUUGAAGACUUGACCAGGAAACUAGAGGCAUACGCUCAAAUGAAAAAUAAGCCCAUGAACCACUCUGAGUUCAGAGAAGUAUCUACUGAUAUGAUUAGCAUCAUGUCCAUGCCAGAGAAUUUGGAUGAUUUGACCCAUUUUAUCCUGUCGGCGCAAAUUGUGGAAAAUCUAGCCAAAAAUGUGCAUGAAAAGAGUCAGGUUUCCAGUGUGUUACAUUUAGUCAGUAUCCUGAUGAAGGAAGACAGCACGAGAUUAGAAGAGGCACAACUCCAAGACCAGACCUGUUCUAGGUUAAUUAAUGUGGUUGAAAAACUCCCCGGACACAUUGCUGCAUCCAUGUCAGAGUUCACAGAAAAUAUUGUCAUAGAAACUCUCCAACAGCCAAUUGAGGAGUUCUCUGGUGUGACCUGCAUGGCUUAUUCCCAGAUCUUCAGUUGUCAGGACAGAUACAUCAACCAGACCAUUGCAAAAGAGAACUUGCUAGGGACAGUUCGACUGCCUGCAAAUCUCUUCAACACAUCGGAAGACGUUCAGAAUUCAUCCGACACUGCCAGCCUACAGUUCAUCUUGUAUAGAAAUGCUAAGCUCUUCCCCUCCUUAACUGGAGUCCAUGAUGACCCUCAGCUUGGAACCAGAACGUUCUCUGUGGUGUCUGCCAUUGUGUCUUUUGGUUUGUCUCCUGAAGUUGUAAAUCUGACAAGUCCAAUAACCUUGACCUUUAAAGUGAAGGCGAAGUCAAAGAAUCUUCUGGCUGCAAACUGGGACCCAGAAGCCAAUGGGGGACUGGGAGACUGGAGAACUGAUGGCUGUUACAUUACUGAGAUCGUCAAAAACUACACCACAGUACACUGUCAGCGUCCCUCUAUAUUUGCAGUGAUUGAGAGCUCCACAGCUCCUGAGGUCUUACCCCUGAAGAUGUUCCAGCUGAUGCACGUUGCAGUAUAUGUCGGAAGCUGUGUGUGCCUUCUUUGUUUGAUGGCUGUUAUCAUCACUUACGUGUCGUGCUUUAGAUUUAUUAAUGUGCCUAAGAAGAUGAAGCACUCGGUGAUCAACAUCAGUGUUUGUAUCCUGCUGCUCAUCAUUGGAUUCACCAUGGGAGUCAAACGCACAGAUCAUUUCCUGGCAUGUCAGAUUGUCGGAAUUUCCUUACAUUACUUGACACUGUGUGCCAUUUUCUGGAUAACGAUUACUUCAUAUAAUAUGCUGAAGAAAUUUUCCAAGGCAAAUAAACCCCCUGCCCCUCCCCCAGAAAUGCCAGGCAUGCCCUUACCCCCUAAGCCAAUGAUUCGCUUUUACCUGCUGGGAUGGGGAGUUCCAACCAUCAUUUGUGGAAUCACAGCUGCUGUUAGCUUGGAUCAUUAUGCUGAACCAGAAUAUUGUUUCCUGGCCUGGGAUCCCAGUCUAGGAGCUUUCUAUGGUCCUGUGGCUUUACUCGUCAUCUUCAAUCUGGUGUUCUUUCUGAGGAUAUCGUACGUAAUUCAGGGGAGUACUAACAAUCUCAAUGAAUCCAACCACACAGAAGAUAUUAAUGAAAUUGAGCUUACUCAUAAUGCGGACGACAACACAGAAAUUCAGGCUCUAACUCGGACAAAUAACCAGAGUAACAUCGAGCCGUCAUUUGGGGAGGACUCUGAAACUCGAUCCUUAGUGUCCAGCGUAGCUGACCAGGAGAAGAGGCCUCAGUCACAGUUAUAUGCGAUAAUUUCAAUUUUAUUUUUACUGAUCAUAUUUUGGGUCUGUGGUGCAGUUGCUGUUGCAGAACCUUUCAAAUCCAUUAUUCCUAUGCAGAAACUGAUCUUCAGUUAUCUCUAUGGAAUUACUUGUGCCAUAUUUGGAAUAUUUAUGUUGUGUUAUUUUUGUUUGUCAAGAAAGGAUUCGUGUUCCAGUUGGAGACGCUUCUUUUUUUGUGAAAAACAUCCUUUAUAUGACAUGAACUACCAGGCAGCCAAUCACGGUGGACUUAGUAAUGGUCAUGUGAUCCAGGCUAAUGGUAACUUAGAUCCGCCAGUGAAAUCGUACAAUAUAACACAUGAAAUGCCUAAUGAAAGUGCAAAGCAAUCCAAUAUCAAUCUAGUCCCUGACAAUUCUAGUUCUUUAAUUGAAGAUUCUGUUAAUAAUGGUGCUCAUGAUGGUAAUACUAAAGUAUUCUACAACCCAAAACAGAACGGAGUUGCCAAAAAGUUUUGGGAUAAACAAAGACACAAUUCCCGGUACAUCAGCAGGGAUACCAUGAAAGACCUGAACGGAAGUGUGACAUCAUUCUCUGGAUCCGAGGCAAACAAUCGCAUGCAGACAAGUGGCAAUCAGAGUGAUGGAAAAUCUCAUCUGAGCAUUGAAAUUCAAAUUCAACCGAAAGGACUCUCCAACCACUCCCACAACACAAGAUCACCACUCCCCCCACAGUUCAGCAACCCUGUGGUAGUGCCUCACAAUGGAGUCCCUGGUCAGCGCACCCCAGUAUUUUGUAUGAUGCCCCUGGAUAGAAAUCAUAUCCCCCCGGUAGGUGGAUCAGGAUCCGUCAAUGCUACAAGCCCUUGCUGUAGCACCGUGUCUUUUUGUGACUCACAGGUUGUCUCUCAACAUACAAGGUCACCUAGUUCAUGUUCUCUUGGGUCAAGGUCACAUCCAAGUGCCUUCACUCCCGUGCAACAGAGAAAUAACACUUUACCUAAACCUCACAAGAUUUGUAAUGGCAAUACUCCUCAGCCACCUCCAACUUAUAAUGACUGUGUCAUCAAAAAUGGAUCAUUUUCUCGAAUAAGAGACUUUGAUGGACAGAGCCAGGUCAGUGAUGUUCGGUGUCAGAGUCCAAGGGAUCACAGUUUACACAGUGAAUCUCAUUUAAUGUUUCCCCCACCUGGGCCUCUUAGUGCUCAAGAAGGCUGUACAUAUAAACAGUAUGGAUCAGUAGAUGAUCACAUAACAAGUGAAUCACAGCGUUCUUACAGGGCACGUUCACAUUCAGGGGGAUGUAGUUCUGAUGCUAGUUCAAAAAAUUGCAGAAAAAGAGAAAACAAUUUUGUUCAGGAGGUGCAGCAAAGGAUUCCUAAUUCCGAGCCCUAUAUGUACAUUCAGUGUCGAUCUCCCAACCACCUGCCCCAACAAUCACAAAACAGCAAUUACCUGAGUCCAAAUGUGGAUGUUGGAAGCCACUCUGUACAAACUAAACUCUCUCCCCCUGAUAGUGACAGUGGUAUUAAUUACAAAAAAAAUCGACUUAAUGACUCUGAUCACAAUUCAGAACCAAGCACCUCACAUCAUCUAAGGAAACCAAAGGGCCACAGCCACCAUCGGAACAUGCGUCACUCAAAGGGAAAUCCAAAACAGAAAUUUGAGUGGGAGAAAAAUUAUUCCAAAAACAAGCCUGUUCCUUAUGCGUAUGUGAAUCAUAACUAUGCAGAUAGGGUAAGACAGAAAUUGAACUCUCAGAGCUCAAUGGAGGCCAAAAAUUACUGGGGAUCUCCCAGUAUGGAGGAGGAUUCAACUUCUUCUUCCGGGGAUGAAGCAUGCUUCGAUCACAAUGUGUGGGUGCUACAAAACCAAAGGAAGCUGAAACGAAAGAAGGAAACCAGUGUAUAACUGUGUAUAUCUCCAAGUAAAUUAUUGUGAUUGUUUAUUUUCACUUACUGUAUCAGUGCAAUUCCAGUGUUGUGUAAUUUUUGUACCUUGAUGUAGUUUUCAUGUAAGUGGCAUUUAGAUAAAAUUAUCUCCAUUUACUUGUGAAACACAAUGGCCAAAAUUAAUAACUGAAGUUUUCUUCAUCAUAAUACAUGUACAUGAACACUUUUCCGUGAGUUACGUCCCUUUGUGUGGUCAGCGAAAGGUCAAUCGGUGAAAAGAAAAGUUUUCCUUCUUUAUCCUUCCAAAUGUAAGAGGUUACUUCUGUUAAUUAUAGCUAAUUAUUAAGUUUUUAUACAAGUUUAUUGGUUGCCCUACUCUGGUGCAUUAUUGUAGUUGACUGCAAUUGAUGGGAAAAUAACAAAUGUCAAAGCUACAGAUCAGAAAAUUUCAAAGGCCAAUGUAGGGAAUUUUUUUUUCACCAUAGAUUGCAGACAAGGGACAGAACUAGCACGAAGUGUUGGUACAUGUAUUAACCGAGUCUGGUUUAGCAUUGGUGCUGUGUCACUCUGUCAUGUUGCCAGAGUCAUGUCUUUGCUGCCCUUUAUCAGAGUAAUCUGAUCAACUCAUGUUAUCACCUUUAAAUUAAACAUAUGAUAUGAUAUGGAAUGAAGGUCAUUUCACUGUGAUCAAAUUUUUAUGGCAAUGAGAUAUUAAGAUUGUUUAGGGCUUCCUUACUGGGGUGACGGCAUACUACCAAUGCUCUAAAGGCAUUGCAUUAUCUUUGGUCAAGGUCAUGUCACUAAGGUCAAAGACAGUGAGCACAAAGUUUAAAUUGUAUCCAGGCUUUUACUCUGCUUCCCUUGCUUUUAGUAAUUGUUGUAUGUUGUUGACCAUGACCCAAUGGUGUGUCAUGAUGUUAAACCAAGGUCAAGAACAUAAGGCAAUAAAGCCUCUAAAUUUAAAGAAGCUUUUUCUUCAAAACUUUCUUAUGCGUAUGACUUGGACCUAAAAUUGCUUGUUAUAAAGGCCAGUUGUGAAUGAAUGGUUGAUGGACGGCAUUUGUGUUACCCUCGGUAAUUUAAGUUUGAAGUUGACAUUUUAGUCAAUCUAUUUGUUUUAGAUUUUAAAAAAAAGAAUAUGCAGCAUGAAUGAAUAUUCAUAUUAUAGGCCAAAUGUAUAACGGGUAUUUUCUGUGGAUAGAAAUUUUUGCAAAAUGGUUCCUUAAAAGGUAGCAAAUCAUAUUCUGCAUAUCUCUCUCCCUCUCUCUCUCUCUCUCUCUCUCUCUCUCUCUAUCUAUACAUACAUAUAUAUAUAUUCUCUCUUUAUAUAUAUAUAUAUAUAUACAUGUGUAUAUGUAUAUGUGUAUAUAUAUAUAUAUAUAUAUAUAUAUAUAUAUAUCCAAUAUCCAAUAAUAAAAGUCCAGAAACACAAAACUCCAAUAACAUUUCACUGUUAGCGCUAACAGUGAAAUGUUAUUCGAGUUUUGUGUUUCUGGACUUUUAUUAUUGGAUGUAUUUACUGUAUCAAAUACCGAAUUCUUUAUUUACAAACUAUAUAUAUAUAUACAACUGUAGAAAAUACCCGUAAUACUGUAAAUUUUAUAAAAGAUUAUCAAUUAAAAAAAGAAGAGUGGAAUGAUUAUCGUGAAUAUGAUCUUGACACCCUCUGUUUGUUAUAUUUCUGUAUAGGAUAUACAGGUGACCUUCACACACUGGUGACUGACUUACUAUGCCAGGAUGAUUUUUCACUUCCACUGAGGUUGAUACUUAGAUAUUCAUAGUUUCAAACUAAUUGAAAAAGUAAGGAUUCUAAAUGAGAGCAUAAUGUUGCCACUUGCUGUGAUAUGAAAUAAAAGGUCAUAUGUCAAAAUGAAAGAGCAUUUACAUUUGAAAUUGUUCAUUUUUUAUGACUCCAAGGUUUGAUUUGUAACAGGUAUUGUUUGUAUAACCUGAAGGUUCAUUCAGUGUAAUGUUGUCGAGUCACUGGGUAAAAAGAUAAUGAAGUCCUAACUUCAAACUUUUGUAUGUUGUGUCCAUGUAAUGAAAGAUGUGCCAUGAUGUGGAGACAAAUGUCUCCAAGGUUAAGAAUUUAAUGGUAUCUUUGAAUUCAGUUUGCAAAUCUCCUUCACUUUUCAAUAUGUGGUUCCGAAAUGGGAUAACGGUAGAUUCAAGUUUUUGCCAAUAAGAGAUCUUUGAUAGAUGUAUUAUUAAAUUUUGUCAAAUAUUUUUUUGUCUUUUUCCUUCAUUUUUCUAAUAUGGUCUUCAUUACAUUUUGAGGAACUGCUUUGUCUUUUCUGUUUUAGGAAAGUUAUAUGAACCAGGAUUCUGCAAAACAUUUGCCUUUCCUACUAGUCCUCUUAUUGUGGAUAGGUGGGUGAAGAAUAUUGUAAUUUGUGGAAUUUAAUGACAGAUCCAAGCAUGAAAUUAUUAAACCUCUAAAUUUGCCUGAAUGUAGAAAAUAUUUUGAAAUUUUUCUGUACUUUUGCAAACAUUUUCCUCAGAAACUUACCUAGUUUAAACGAUCUCAAGGGGAUUGAGAUGAAUUUCAUAUUGUGAACUCAAUUACUUAACAGUUUUAGAGGAUUUUCUACUCAGGGAUUAUUGGGAAUUGGAUGACAUUUCCAUCUUGUAGUUACAAUGUAAUAUCAAUGACAUACACAUUAAAGAAUGUGUAGAUUGUUAAAAUUGCAUGAAAAGGUGGGAACUAAUAUUUAAAUUAAUUGAUAUUUUACAUAGGUCUAGUAAUGUUUUAAGUGAAGAAAUAUGUUAGUUUUUAACCAGAAUAGCAUUUCUAUGACAUUUGUUAGUGUGCGUUUUUUUUUUUUUUCUAUCGAGAAUGGUUUGUGAACACAGAUUUUUACAGAUAAUUAUGCAUCAUUUUUUCAUUGACUUUUAUAUCUGGCAUUAAGUGUAUUGACCUUAUUUGGGUCAUUUGUUUUUGGUACAGUAUACAUUUCUCUUGUCUUAUUUAUUUAUCAUAUUUUGUAUACAUGUACAUCUAAUAUGUUAUGACCUUAGAAAAUUCGUCAUUUUGUAUUGGUUCCCUUUAAAUGUGAUUUGUGUAAAUAUUUUAAACAAAUUAAAACUCCUAACUGUAA